UCAAAGUUUGUUUUGGGUAGUGCAGCGGUAUUCUUCUCUCUUUUUAAAGUAUAUUCCAAUUCUUUUUAAAAAGGAAAAGUUCUUCUUCAAUAAGAAAAGAAAAGAAAAGAAAAUUAACAUAAAUCUGGUCUCCCCGCCUUAAGAAAGCGCCUUGCGCUAGAAUUUUCUCGGAAAUACAGUCUCUUUUCCCCGGAAGAGCAAAUCAAAACUUCUAGGGAAAUGACGGAAAAAUUCUGAAUUAUGUCAAUGUUCAAAUUGCCAUUCCCAAAAUGAGGGGAUCGUUUUGGGCUGACGAUGCUAACACUCCCUCAACCUCCAACUCCAAUCCUCCCAUUUCUUCACGCCGUCACAGUGGUAAUUACAAAAUUAAGAAUGUGUAUGGAUUGCUAGCGCAGAGAGAAGUUUGUCCACGUGCAAAGCAUGCGUCUAAAAAGCUGUGGAAGGAUUCCACCGAUCAGCGUCUCGAUCCUCAAUCAGCUAAAGAUGCAAGGCGCGGUCUCAUUUCGUGGGUUGAGGCAGAAUCUUUGCAGCAUUUAUCGGCUAAGUAUUGUCCACUGUUGCCUCCUCCCAGAUCAACCAUAGCUGCUGCCUUUAGUUCUGAUGGAAAAACUCUUGCUUCUACACAUGGGGAUCACACUGUAAAGAUUAUUGAUUGUCAAACAGGAAAGUGCUUAAAGGUCUUAAGCGGUCAUCGGAGAACACCUUGGGUGGUUAGAUUCCAUCCUUUGUGUCCAGAAAUACUAGCAAGUGGAAGCUUGGAUCACGAAGUUCGUUUAUGGAAUGCAAAAACUGCAGAGUGUAUAGGAUCUCAUGAAUUCUACCGUCCAAUUGCUUCAAUUGCCUUUCAUGCUCAUGGGGAGCUUCUUGCUGUAGCAUCUGGUCACAAGCUAUACAUAUGGCAAUAUAACAAGAGAGGGGAGACAUCCUCACCGCCACAUGUGCUGAGGACACGUCGUUCGCUUCGUGCUGUGCAUUUUCACCCACAUGGCGCUCCACUUCUCUUAACAGCAGAGGUAAAUGACCUUGACUCAUCUGAAUCCUCAAUGACACUUGCAACUUCUCCGGGGUACUUGUGCUAUCCUCCUCCUACUGUAUAUUUGGCAGAUACUCAUUCUGGUGGCGGCUUGCGUUUAGGAGAUGAACUACCAUUAAUGUCCUUGCCCUUUCUAAUAUCAUUUGCUAGAGGUGGCAGAAUACCUGUGCAGCAAAUUGAUAGAGAUGUUGGGUCAAGUCGUGGGCAGCAAAGACUUGAUCACCCCACUUCUGUACGGCUUCUGACAUAUUCAACGCCAUCAGGGCAGUAUGAGCUUCUGUUGUCUCCAAUUGAACCAAACAGCUCAUCUCCUGUACCAGAAGAAACAAGGCCUGAUUCUUUCAUGGGUGACAUGGAUAAUGAAACUCCUCAAUUUGUAAUGGAUACAGCUGAGACUGCAGAAGUACAGAGUGUAGAAAGAAACAAUCACAUCUCUCCCUUUGGUGAUCAACUCCACUGGGAAGUUCCUUUCUUGCAUGGAUGGUUAGUUGGUCAGAGCCAAGCAGGGCGCCGCACUAUCGCUUCACCUAAUGGUUUGGCUAACGAAAAUUUAACUGCAUAUGGCGAAAUAGAAAACCGUGUGUCAUCUCCUGUAAUUCCGCCCAAUAUUGGUCAAUCUAGGGGCAGUGGGAGAUCUGGUCCACGUUAUCGAUCUUCACAGCCCCAAACAAUCCCUGUAACUGGGUCUGGUGAAAGUACUGCUUCUGGUUAUAUGGUCCAUAAUGAACAUGAUGCUCUGCCUGCUUCUAGCAGAAUCCGAUCUGAACUUGCUACAUCUCUGGCUGCUGCUGCUGCUGCAGAGUUACCUUGCACUGUCAAGUUAAGAAUUUGGCCUUAUAAUAUAAAGGACCCUUUCACCCCUCUUGAUACAGAGCGCUGUCGCUUAACUAUACCACAUGCUGUACUUUGCAGUGAAAUGGGUGCCCAUUUUUCACCUUGUGGGAGAUUUUUAGCUGCCUGCAUUGCAUGUGUGCUACCUCAUCUGGAAGCUGAUCCUGGGUUACAAGGCCAGGUGCUCCAUCAUAAUGCAGGGGCUGCAACAUCUCCAACACGGCAUCCAAUUUCAGCCCAUCAAGUUAUGUACGAGCUUCGGAUAUAUUCCCUUGAGGAGACAACAUUUGGUUUGGUGCUUGCAUCCCGUGCAAUCAGAGCAGCUCACUGCUUAACUUCAAUUCAGUUCUCUCCCACUUCGGAGCACUUACUACUUGCCUAUGGUCGUCGCCAUGGUUCACUUCUAAGAAGUGUUGUCAUUGAUCGGGAGGCUACAGUUCCAAUUUACACUAUUCUUGAGGUCUACCGAGUUUCUGAUAUGGAACUUGUCAAUGUUCUUCCUAGUGUAGAAGAUGAAGUUAAUGUUGCAUGCUUUCAUCCUUCAAUUGGAGGUGGGCUUGUAUAUGGGACUAAGGAAGGGAAGCUUAGAAUCCUCCAUUAUGAUAGCUCUCAUGAUGCAAAUUAUGCGACAUCCUCUUUACUUGAUGAGCACAUGCUUGAAUCAGAAGCAAUGACAAAUGUCCCAACAUAUGCAUUAGAGUGCUAAUUACUAGACCUCAGACGUCAUGUGACUUGCAGACUUUUAAAUGGUGAGUAUCUAUCGCUCAUAUGACUACUUCUUAUAGUUAAUUGCUGGAAGAAGUUGGCAGUGUGUUUUCUCCUACAACAGUAAACUCAAACCACACUUCAUGUUGAUUGUGUUUGUAUUGUAUUCUUUCAAAGUUACCUUGGAACUAAUCUUUUUCAUAUUUAUAGAAGAAUGUUGUACCAUCAGGGAAAUGAUCUGAUUUAGAAUUAGGACAAUCAGUUCCUAGAAAAAUGUCUUAAUUGGAUGUUAAAUUGUGUUCACUCUGUUUGUAGAGUAAUGCUGGCAGUGACAGGGGAAAAACAACGGGUUUUGAUCCUGAAAAUUGUUGUUUUGUGAUAUUCUUUUGAAGGCUAGAACGGAAAAAAUCCUAUUCAAUUAAAUAUUUUUCUUUCCCUUUGUA
Messenger RNA from Ricinus communis (castor bean), 3012 nucleotides. RefSeq lists its product as uncharacterized. Gene Ontology annotation, biological process: autophagy. Gene Ontology annotation, cellular component: intracellular membrane-bounded organelle. The transcript is spliced from 15 exons. Gene Ontology annotation, molecular function: protein binding. The record is from RefSeq and is a predicted model, not a curated record. The coding region runs from base 270 to 2570 and encodes 766 amino acids. Lineage: Eukaryota; Viridiplantae; Streptophyta; Magnoliopsida; Malpighiales; Euphorbiaceae.